Molecule: messenger RNA, 855 nt
Organism: Paramecium primaurelia
Lineage: Eukaryota; Ciliophora; Oligohymenophorea; Peniculida; Parameciidae
Source: the annotation of a GenBank genome assembly
AUGGAUAUCAAGGUGUUAUUCAAAAAUAAGUAAAUAAAAUGUGAGAUCUGUUAAAGAAAAUAAGAUUAAAUGAAUAUCUGUUUGAAAUGUGAAAAACCUUUAUGUGAUAUUGAAAAAAUAUGUUCUACAGAGCAUUUAAGAUGUAAAAAUAUUGUAUUUAUAAUUAGUAAAUAGUCCUGAACAUUGUGUGAUAAUUAAUAUCCACUCAAAUCUAAUUGCAUGUUUGUUGUGUAAAAUAGAAAUUUAUGAUUUUGAGCAAACCUAAUAGAAUGAAGAAGAUCAAUAUAUUGAAGAAACUAUUAAUCCUUAAAAGAUUAGGAUGGAAUAUCAUAAAUUCUUUUAUAAAUAAGAACUUCGUAAUUCUGAAUUGAAAAAUCAAAAAAAUGUUUAACAUGCUGGAAUGUUAAACAUCUGUAAUAAUAGCCAUUUGAAUUGUGUUUUAUAAAUAUUACUAAACUAUCCAGUAAUCUAGUAAAUACUUCAGAAGAUCAAUUAUGAAUAUGAGAAAAAUUAAUAUAGUUUAAAAUCUAAUAGGAAAUAGAUUCUUAGAGAAUUAAGUGCAAUUGCUUCAAUUUAUUCAUAAAAUCAAUAUAGAAUCAUAAAUCCUUCAGUAUUAAUUAAAAAUCUUGCGUUACUUGAUUACAAAAUUAUUGGGUAUUCUAGAAAAGAUGCAUAUGUAAUUUAUAUAUUAUUUACUUUUUAUAGGAUUCUUUCAAAACAAUUAUUAACUUUUUAAAUGAAGAGUUCAAAUUUUCAAAUUUAAAAACAUACUUUAAAAAUGAUCUGAUUUACACAAAAUAAGCUCUAGGACAUGAUUGGAACAUAAUGUACACUCUAAAAAGUAGUUAGUGCUGA